AUGUUUGAAAGAGAGGCUAGAGAUGAUAGAAUAUCAGAAUUGCCUGUGCAUAUCAUUCAUCACAGCUUAUGCUACUGCACUAAACUCAACUUGAAAGAGGCGGCGAGAAGUUGUAUCUUGUCCAAGAGAUGGUACUAUUGUUGGAUUUCAAGACCUCAUCUGAUAUUCGAUCAAUUUGAAGGGAACAAAUAUAUGCCCCCAGAAAAGUAUGUCAAGUUGGUUGAUCAAUCCCUGCGAUCCCAUGUCGAACAAAACUUACGUCUUGAACUAUUAAUCCUUGGAUAUCGUGAUGAAGAAUUGGAUUCUCACUUAGAUACUUGGAUUGAAUUGGCGGUUAAACUUAACGUCACACUAUUGGGGAUUUCCCUUCCCCUUUUGAUAUCGUUACCUGAUGCUAUUUAUGCUGCUAAAAAGUUGACGGUAUUGUGGUUAUGCAGGUGCAAGUUUGAAUUUGAUAUUAGCACUACUUGCAUAAGAUUUUGUUGUCUUCGGGAUCUUUCUUUGUAUGAUGUCCAUAUUUCAGAUGACCAAUUGCAAAGACUUAUCGAAAGAUCCCCGUAUAUCAGGAAUCUAAUGCUACAGAAUUGCCAGGGUAUAAGCAAAUUACAUGUUUUUGGCCUAGUCUAUCUCGAGGAUUUGGCUGCACAAUAUAGCAAAUUCGAUAGUGUGAUAGUCCAAGCCCCAAAUCUUCGAUGCUUUACAUAUGCAGAACAUGAGGACAAUUUUCUUCCUCGUGAAAUUGCUAUUUUGGAUGGUUACAAUACUUUACAAACACUCAAGCUCACUGGUGCCAACAUCACGGACCAACAGUUUCGAGAUUUAUCCUAUAAGUUCCCAAACAUUUCAGAAUUGAAUCUCACAGAAUGUUAUAAGCUGAAAAAUAUAGAGAUUCAGAGUGAAAAACUAAAGAUAUUCACCUUAUUAAAGUUGAAGAGUCUGGAAAAAGUCACGGUUCAAGCUCCAAAUUUAUUGGAAUUUGAUUUUGUGGGUGAUAAAAUGCCCUUCUCAUUUAUGGAUCCUUCUUCCCUGGAAAGAGCCCAACUCGUUUUCUCCUCGCUGAGCACAAACUUGUUGGGUUUAGCAAGAAUGUUGGUUAACUAA
This is a messenger RNA of Solanum tuberosum (potato), 1101 nucleotides long. RefSeq names its product putative F-box/LRR-repeat protein At5g02930. The record is from RefSeq and is a predicted model, not a curated record. Bases 1 to 1101 code for a protein of 366 amino acids. The transcript has 2 exons. Gene Ontology annotation, molecular function: protein binding. NCBI's taxonomy places the organism in Eukaryota, Viridiplantae, Streptophyta, Magnoliopsida, Solanales, Solanaceae.